Sardina pilchardus (European sardine) is the source of this 1304-nucleotide messenger RNA. RefSeq names its product ribosome production factor 2 homolog (gene rpf2). The coding region runs from base 94 to 1071 and encodes 325 amino acids. The transcript is spliced from 10 exons. Gene Ontology annotation, cellular component: nucleolus. NCBI's taxonomy places the organism in Eukaryota, Metazoa, Chordata, Actinopteri, Clupeiformes, Clupeidae. Gene Ontology annotation, biological process: ribosomal large subunit assembly; maturation of LSU-rRNA from tricistronic rRNA transcript (SSU-rRNA, 5.8S rRNA, LSU-rRNA). Gene Ontology annotation, molecular function: rRNA binding. The record is from RefSeq and is a predicted model, not a curated record.
CAUCCUGCCUGCUUCUCGUUGAGAGUCAGACCCACAUGUGAUUCACGUGUAAACAAAUCUUUCAUACGAAAUAUUGUCAUAUUUGGGGCUAAAAUGACGUACACCGAUGGAAUAGUGAAGCCGAAGACGAAGAGGUCGAAACGUUUUCUUCAGAGCAGAGAGCCCAAACUUACGGAAAACGUUAAGAAUGCGAUGAUAAUGAAAGGAGGGAACGCAACUGAGACAGUCACUCAGGCACUGAAAGAUAUUUAUGCCUUGAAGAAACCAAAUGCAGUGAUGUACAAAAAGAAGAACAUAAUGAGACCGUUUGAAGACUCAACAUCUUUGGAAUUCUUCUCCAAAAAAUCAGAUUGCUCAUUGUUUUUGUUUGGUUCCCAUAAUAAGAAACGGCCAAACAACCUUGUUUUUGGCCGCUUGUUUGAUUAUCAUGUGCUGGACAUGAUUGAGUUGGGUGUGGAGAAGUUUACUCCAUUGAAAGAUAUUAAGGUGAGCAAGUGUCCAGAGGGCACCAAGCCUCUGCUGGUGUUUGCAGGGGAGGCCUUUGACAUAGACAAUGAACACAAACGCCUGAAGAGCGUCUUGAUAGAUUUCUUCAGAGGACCCGCUGUGUCAUCGGUCCGUUUGGCAGGCCUGGAGCACGUACUGCACUUCACAGCUCUGGAGGGGAAGAUCUACUUGCGUAGCUACAAAGUUCUGCUGAAAAAAUCUGGCUGUCGGACUCCAAGGAUUGAACUGGAAGAGAUUGGACCUUCAUUUGAUUUUGUCCUGAGAAGAACUCAUCUAGCAUCUGAUGACUUGUAUAAGACUGCACACAGACAACCCAAAGCCCUCAAGCCCAAGAAGAAGAAGAACAUAUCCCAUGAUGCCUUUGGCACCAAGUAUGGCCGCCUGCACAUGCAGAAACAAGACCUGGGCAAACUGCAGACGCGAAAGAUGAAGGGACUAAAGAAGAGGAAGGGAAAGAUGGCCACCACAGAGGAGUCAGAGAUGGAAGGACUAAACAAGAGGAAGGGAGAGAGAGCCACCACAGAAGAGUCAAAGUCGCCAAAGAAACUCAGAACAGAUGAGUGACUGAGCCAGUCACAGUAGGCUCUGACAUGGACAUUUACAAAGUGAUGUGAUGGCUCUUGGCUGAGGAGUGCCAGUUGUCGAGUUCUGUGAGGUAUUUUGACCUCGUGUCUUUGUUUUUUACUGCUCAUAAAACCUAGCAAGCUGUGGAGGCGAAUCUGUGCAUACCAGUGGUGCAAAUGUAAUGCGAGAUCAUAUAUCCUGUAUUGUAUAAUGCAAUAAAUCGUGUACUGGAA